AUGGCCAACACGAUAAAGGUCGACGGGGACGAACAUGCCCCCAAAUCGCCUGGCAAUGCCGAUAAGGAGCUCUCCCACAAUGUUCACGUUUCAACAAACGACGAAGCAGAAGAGGCAACAACCGCCAUGACCGCGAACGAAGCAACAGCGCAAGUUGUGCCCUCACCUCAAGAUGCCGCUGGAGAAACCGCCGUUACUGCAACUACAAAUCUCGACGUCAAAGCCGCUCUCCAAGCGCGAAUGGCGCGCUUCAAGGCCCUCCAGGCACAGAAAGUAAACGGCCGCAAAGCCACAGAGCGCGAAGUCCGCGACGCAGAAGACCGCUCCAGCCGUCUCGCGCAAAUUUCCAAACUGAGCGCCGCCCACGAGAAAGCAUCCUACAAACUACUCAAAUCAGAAGACCCAGACUUUGAGCGCAAAAGGAAUUGGGACUACACUGUCGAGGAGAGUGAGAGCUGGGACAAACGGCUGAAGAAGAAGGCAAAGAACAGAGAGGGAGUCGCAUUUGCAGACUACAGGAACGAGGCGAAUAAGGUGUACAAGAGACAGAUUGGGCAGAUGAGUAAGGUGGAUAUGGAGGCGUAUGCGGAGGAGAAGGCAAGGAAACUCCAGUCGCAAGUGUCCUCCGGGCUCUUGCAACUAGUUGAAACGGACGCCGGGGAGAUUUACACGGUGGACAGUAAUGGGCGCAUAAACACUCCCGUCGACGAAGCGUAUAGCCACGACCACAAGCCCUCGAAGGAAGCCCUCGAUAGAUUGGUUGCAGAUCUGGACAAGGGCGAGCGCGCACGAAUGAAGGCGCGCGCUGCAAGAGGCAUACGCGACGAGCAGGAUGUGGGUGAUGUCACGUACAUUAAUCAGAAGAACAAGCAGUUCAACGAUAAGCUCUCGCGGUUCUACAACAAAUACACGAGCGAGAUACGGGAUAGCUUUGAACGAGGUACGGCGAUUUAG
Messenger RNA from Pyrenophora tritici-repentis Pt-1C-BFP, 954 nucleotides. Its product is annotated as pre-splicing factor syf2. NCBI's taxonomy places the organism in Eukaryota, Fungi, Ascomycota, Dothideomycetes, Pleosporales, Pleosporaceae. Gene Ontology annotation, cellular component: post-mRNA release spliceosomal complex; catalytic step 2 spliceosome; Prp19 complex. The record is from RefSeq and is a predicted model, not a curated record.